This is a messenger RNA of Prorocentrum cordatum, 2454 nucleotides long. The record is from the annotation of a GenBank genome assembly. Lineage: Eukaryota; Dinophyceae; Prorocentrales; Prorocentraceae.
AUGGCAUGGGCCGCGGAAUGGGCAGGUCCGCCCGGCGGUGCCAAGGGAGGCAAACCUGCGGCUGCGGGCUGGGGCAAGCCUUCCGCGGCACCGCAGUUCGUGCCGCCGCCGGGCGGCAAGGGCGGCGCCAAGGGCCCCGGCGCUCCAGGUAAGGGCUGGCAAGGUGGCUGGGGCGGCAAGCCUGAAGCCGCCGAGUGGGAGGAGGAGCCGCCUGGCAUCAAGGGCUGCGGCGCUGGCUGGAAGGGCGGACAGCUGGGGCCGCCGGCCGGCCAGGGCGGCGCUGCUGGGUGGCAGGCCGGAGGGAAGGCUGCUGGCGGGCGGCCCAGCGGCGGCGCGGGGUGGCAGGCUCCGCCCAGCGGCGGCCGUGAUGGCUGGAAGGGCGGCAAGCAAGCCUCAAAUUCCUGGGGCGGCCAGCAGGGCGGCCAGGACGAGGAACUUCUCUGGGAAGCUGUCAGCGCGGCGGUCAAGCCCAUCCUCCACAUGGAGAACGAGCUCGACGAGAGCAAGCUGGAGAAGAGGAUCCGCGACGCCUUCAAGAAGGGCGCCAAGGGACUAUCCUUCGGUGCCAGGCCCUGGCACGCGCUCGUCGAGGAGUACGCGGACAGCGUGAUGGGGUCCAUCUUCAACAGCUGCGGCGACAAGGGUUGGCUGCUGCACAUCGACCUCCUCCUGUGCAUGGAUGCCGGCAUCAAGGAUCAUUUCCCGCCGCAGUCCCUGCGCGGCGUCCCCCCAGCGGACUUCGAGCAGUGUGUGCUGGCGGCGUACGAGAAAGCGUUCGAGGAGCAACGCGUCGGGCCCAUCAUUUGGGACCUUGUGACCGCGAGCGUAGAGGGCCCGAAGAGCAAGAAGAAGGUGUUCAAUGCGUGCGAGGCGGCCUUCAAAGAGUCCCGCAUCCCGGGCGGGGCGUACCCGAACGGUGUACAAGAUUUCGUUGCGCAGUUUGUUGACCGGUCCAUUGCACUCCUGGCUGAAGAAACCCAAGGCGAGCCGCAGUGGGUCUUGGACCCGAAGGACGCGCGGGCGUUCUUCAGCGCUCUCGUGGACGGCGGAGUGGUGCCGUUCCCUCUCGUGCAGGAGCACGGUCCGCCACCGUCGGGGGACCCCUUCUUGGCGUGGUGCGUCCAGGAGGCCUACAACCGGCACGCAGUGAAUCCCGAUGGUAGCCCAUUCGGAAGCAAGGGCAAAGGUGGAAAGGGCGGCACUUCUUGGGCCAGCAAGAAAGCCAAGCCUAAACCGAAGCCGCUGAACCCUCUCUUCGAGGGGCUCCCGAACGGGAUAUGCAGGGAUUUCUUGCUGGACAAGUGCGAGAGGGGAGACGGCUGCCGAUUCACGCACGACGAGGAAGCCAAGGCCGAGGUGGCGCUUAGACAAGCCAUGGCGGAGGCUGAGAAGGGCGAGCAGGGCGGGGUCGAGGAGGCCGAGGACUCCGCGUUGGAGGGGCUCGAGCCCGACGCGAAGAAGCUGAAGACCGGGGACUUUUCCUGGCACGCGCCCAAGCCCGAUGCGAGCGAUGGUCACUGGCCCUGGCCUGCCAUUCGUGCCCACGAGUGGGAGCUGGUCCGAGCCACCGGCGCUACGGCGUCACUGAUCGGCCCUUCUGAUUGCUCGGUGGACGCGUGUCCCGUGCGAGGCCAAGGAGCGAGCGGCGGAGUUCGGAGUUGGUUGCGCAUCGGGGACAGGUGCUGUGCUCGGUGCUGCUGCAUUUGUCUCAAGGCCUACGAGUACAUCUCGUGGCGGCUCCCGGCGGGACGCCGCCUCUUCUUGAAGCUCGUGCUAGUCUCGAUCAUGCUCCCACUCUGUGCUCAGGUGAGCGCGGGCAGCGUGAACGACGACAUCCAGCGGCAAAAGCAGGCGAGCAGCGCUUGGUGGCUGGCCGUGUUAGGCAUGCUGUUCGCAUUCGGGCCUUGCGCCGAGCGAGAGGCUGACGUGGGUAAAAUUGGUCAGCAAGGCGGAGCCGCCAUGCUCGGCGGCCGCGGCGCCCAGUGCGAUCGAGGAGGACCUCCUCUGCCUUGCGGCCGACGCCGCUCCCGUGGGCUCGCCGCCGGCGGCGACCGUGCUGCCCCUGGCGGCGCCAGCGCCGCCCGCGGGUGCCUGCCUGGCGGAGCACGCGAGGAUGAGCACAGGCUCAAGAAGAUCCCGGGGCGACAGCACCACGAGCCGCCUAGCGGGUUGACGGCGGCUGCUGGUUGCGGUGCGGGCUUGUUGUUGGAAUUAGGUCCCCUCGCCCUGGAGAUUGGCAGAGCCCUCGAAGUAUCACCGGCCGCGCCACAGAUCUUCAACAUGAGCGACGCAGAGUCACUUCCAGCGGAUAGUUCGGAGUUGAAUGAGAUGUUCAGCUUUGUGCAUAAGGAUCCCAUCUUGUUCCCUGCGUUGACCAAGAAGUAUUUGUCCGAGAACAUCCCCGAGGCGAAGGAUCCAUUCGCGUUCGUUGCCGACCACAUGUGGCAACAGUGA